AUGGCCAUGGAGCGAGCUGCAGUACCAGUCGAAGACACCAAAACGUCUUUAGUGAUUCCCGAGGAAAACAACAUCCAGCCUGACUGUUUUGUGAUUGUGGACCUUGAAACGUCAGGAUUUAGAGCUUAUGCAGAAAUUGUUCAGAUUGCAGCAAAGUGUGGCUCGGAAGAAUUUUCAGCGUACAUGACUCCAAAAUACAUGAUUGAUCCACAAGCGUCUGAAGUGCAUGGUCUACAACUUGACUGUAAAGGAAGACUAGUGAACAUGCGGACUGGAGAUAUUGUUCCAACAAGAUCAUCUAAUGAAGUGGCGUUAGAAUUUUUGAACUUUCUCAGAAAGUGUGGUAAAAAAGUUGUUCUAGUUGGACACAACAUUGUGAGAUUUGAUGGACCGCGCAUCGUUCGAUUCAUGGAAAAUCAUUGCCUUGUGACAGAGUUCUGCUCCUUGAUUCAUGGUAUGGUUGACUCUCUCCCAUUGCUGCGCCAAGGAAAAGUUGGAAGGCUCUCUCUCCUCGCGAGCACCUAUCUGACUGGCGUAGAGUGGCAAGUUCAUUUAGAAAACGCUCACGAUGCUCUGCAUGACUGUAUACUUGUGGCUGGUCUGCUCGAUCACUUCAACGUCACUCCAGAAAUAAUGCUCAGAUGCGUAUAUUCCAUUCGUGACUUCAUGGAGAGACAACUGUACAAUGCCAGGAAGAACACGUACUCAUUUGAAUUGAUGCCUCUUACGCAGGUAGGCGUGUCGAAAAAUAUGAUCGGGCAGAUCGCUGGAGCCGGUGUCACUAUGGAAGAGCUAAGGGAACUAUAUAUCAGAAGUGGAAAGGAAGGUAUCGCAGAGUGUCUCAGUGUUCAGGUUAGUGGUGCCCCUAGAGUGACAGCCCAUAAGGCUAGUAUCAACAAAAUUACGAGUUUUUUUGAAAGUCCAGUUGUGGAGAAUAUAGAUUUUUAA
Molecule: messenger RNA, 948 nt
Organism: Acanthoscelides obtectus
Lineage: Eukaryota; Metazoa; Arthropoda; Insecta; Coleoptera; Chrysomelidae
Source: the annotation of a GenBank genome assembly